UCUAACCAUUGACCUCAGUUGACCUCAGAUUUUUUUUUUAUGGACGUGUCUUCUUCUCUUUCGAUUUUCUCAAAAUUCAUAGUCGCAGGCGAGGUUUUCAUCCAUUUUUUGGGGGAUGACAUCCAUAGAAAUUUCGUUUCACAUCUGAGUUCUUCCCUUUUACAGGCUGGAGUAAAACCUUCCCUAAUUGCUGUGGAAAUGCUGUCGGAAAAGUUUAUGCCAUCAAUUACAAGGUUUCAGAUUGGAAUAGUUGUUUUCACCAAAGCAUACAUUGAAUCUUCUCGGUGUGUUGAAGACCUUCUGAGAAUCAUUGAAUGUCACGAAAAUCACGGCCUAAUAGUUAUGCCCGUGUUUUACGAUAUUGACCCAUCCGAUCUACUUGAUCUCAAAAUGGAUUCAUCAUCCUAUGUACUUUAUCCGAUGAAGGGUGAACUCAAAAAGAAUUCAUCGCCAGAACAGAGAAGUGCGAAGAGAAAAGUAAAAACGACCGUAAAGUGGACUCAGAUGAAGGGCGAAAGAUUAAACUAUCCAAUCAUACUAUACACUUCUGCGGGGAGUCGCGCUCUCAACAGGGUUGCAAAUUUGCCUACUUGGGAUGAGAGCAAACACAGGAAUGAUGCUGAACUAGUGGAGGAAAUUGUUAAGUCUGUUCUCUCUAAAUUAGAAUGCGCCUUGCCUGUAACUAAAUUUCCUGUUGAAUUAGAAACCCAGGCGAAAAAUGUGAUUGGAUUGUUUGAAAAUCAACCCAAGGAUUUUUGUACGAUAGGGAUAUGGGGAAUGGGAGGAUCGGGUAAAACUACUUUAGCGAAAGCCAUCUACAAUAAAAUUCCUUUUACAUUUGGUGAUAAAAGUUUCAUUCAAGAUAUUAGAAAAGUUUGUCAAACAGAUGGCAGAAGAGGCCUUGUUCAAUUACAAGAGCAACUUCUUUCAGAUGUCCUUAAAUAUGUGAAAAUAGAGAAGGGUGAGAUGGAAAAAACUACGAUCGAGAACAGUCUUUCAGGAAGAAAGUUGUUCAUUGUGCUUGACGAUGUGAAUGAGAUAGACCAAUUAAAAAACCUAUGUGGAAACGGUAAAUGGUUUCGUGCGGGAAGUGUAAUAAUCAUUACGACUAGACAAUUAGACCUGCUUUAUCAACAAAAAGUUGAUUAUGUUUAUGAGAUGGAUGAACUGGACGAAAAUGACUCGGUUGAACUUUUUAGUUGGCAUGCUUUUAGAAAAGCAACACCAAGAACAGAAUUAAAUAAUCUUGCAAGAUCAGCCGUUGCUUAUUGUGGUGGACUACCACUCGCUCUUGAAGUCCUUGGUUCUUAUUUAAGUAAGAGGUCAGAGAAUGAAUGGAGAAGUGUAUUGUCAAAACUAGAAAUAAUUCCCAAUACUCAAAUUCAGAACAUCUUAAGAAUAAGCUUUGACGGCUUAUGUAGUGAAAUGGAAAAGGAUAUAUUUCUUGAUGUAUGCUGUUUCUUUAUUGGUAAAGAGAGAGACUAUGUCACGGAGAUACUAAAUGGCUGUGGACUACGUGCUGAUAUUGGAAUAAAAGUUCUUAUAGAACGUGGUCUUGUAAAAAUUGAAAAGAACAAUAAACUUGGAAUGCAUCAUUUGCUUCGGGACAUGGGACGAGAGAUCGUGCGUCAAACUUCAACAAUGCAACCUGGGAAACGCAGUAGAUUGUGGUUUCUCAAGGAUGUACGUCACGUAUUGACCAAGAAUACUGGGACAGAAGCUAUUCUGGGAUUGUCUUUGAACACUGACUGGAGAUUAUAGGUGUCUUUCUAAGCAACUGAGAUGUAUCUCCUGGAAAGGAUUUUCUUUAGAGCACAUACCUAACGACUUUUACUUGGAAGGUGCAAUUGUGAUUGAUUUCCAACACAGUAAUCUCAGACUAGUGUGGAAAGAACCCACGGUUUUGCCGUUCCUAAAAAUCCUCAAUCUUAGUCAUUCAAAGUAUUUGACAGAAACCCCUGACUUUUCAAAAUUACCAAGUCUUGAAAAGCUCAUUCUCAAGCAUUGUGUAAAUUUGGGCAAGGUACACCAAUCGAUUGGAGAUUUACACAAUCUUCUACUAAUAAAUUUGAAAGGCUGUACAAACCUAAGCAAUCUCCCAAGUGAGACAUAUAAGUUGAAAUCUUUGAAAAGUCUUAUUCUGUCUGGCUGUCUGAAGAUUGACAUCUUUAAAGAAGAUAUAUUGGACAUGAAAUCCUUGAAAAUUCUAAUUUCUGAAAAUACUGCUGUGAAACAAGUUCCCAUUUCAGUUGUAAGCUCAAAAAGCAUUGGAUAUAUACACGUAGACGAAGAAAAGGGAUUAUCACUUACUAUUCUUCAUUCUAUCAUUUUGUGCUGGAUGUCCCAUACUUGUAAUCCCCUGUAUUGUAUUCGUCCCUUUCGUGGCAUUUCAUCAUCUAUAGUUUCCAUGAAUGUGAAGCAUAAUGAUUUGGUAGAUCUAGCACCAAUCCUUAGAAGCAUUUUAAAUCUGCGUACUAUUUUAGUACAACACUAUGUCACGGAGUAUCCAAUACCUCAUCCACUAAUAGCAUUUUUGGAAGAAGUUCAACAAGUUCGUCGUGUAAAUUGGACUACAUCUACACAACUUUCCAACCAUCCAUUCAGUCCAUAUUUGAUUCAAUUUGGAGGUUAU
Molecule: messenger RNA, 2632 nt
Organism: Vigna radiata var. radiata (mung bean)
Lineage: Eukaryota; Viridiplantae; Streptophyta; Magnoliopsida; Fabales; Fabaceae
Product: TMV resistance protein N
Exons: 6
Coding region: 40-1761 (573 amino acids)
Biological process (GO): defense response; signal transduction
Molecular function (GO): ADP binding
Source: RefSeq, a predicted model, not a curated record